Dentiscutata erythropus is the source of this 547-nucleotide messenger RNA. The record is from the annotation of a GenBank genome assembly. Lineage: Eukaryota; Fungi; Glomeromycota; Glomeromycetes; Diversisporales; Gigasporaceae.
AGUAAACCUGAGUCGACCUAAAAAAGCUCGAUUAGGUCAGACUAAUUUGAGUCCUGCUUGGGUAAGAUUAUUUUAUGUUGAUAGAAUUGAUCAAGAAAGCCGUCCCUUGGAUAAUAAAUAUAGUUAUCCAGAUUGUGAGAUAAUAAAUAUAUUAAUUGGAAUCAAAAUAUUUAGUGAUAUUGACAUUAUACACCCAGAAUUUGAAGGUAGAGAAAAAUAUGGAAAAUCUGUACGUAGUGGCUGCCCACCAUGCUCUUAUGAUGAUCAUGAUCAUGGAACACAUAUUGCAGGAGCUGGAUCACAUACAUAUGAUGUUGCCAAAAAUCUACUCUCAUUGCAGUCAAGGCAUUAUCAAAAAAGAAAGAAAUCAUCAAUUGUGAACAUAUCACUUGGAGGCGGAAAUAGUAAAGACGAUGCAUGCAAUUCUUCACCUUCUUUAGCCCUUCCAGCUAUUGCUGUGGGAGCUGUUCAAAACACCGACAAUGAUGCACUUUCAAGUUAUUCUAAUAUUGGUCCUUGCAUUCCAAUGUAUGCUCCAGGCCCGUAA